AUGUCUGCCACCACGCGAGGUCGUUAUGCUCGCAUCUGCAUUGAGGUGCCUAUUGAACAACCAGUGAAGUCCCAUGUAUUUAUUGGAAAUCAUAGACAACAAAUCCUGUACGAAGGACUAUCCAUGCUCUGCACCUAUUGUGGAAGAUUUGGCCAUACGAAGACUCUUUGUACCUACUCACUUUCCACUACAAAUCCUUCCCAACCUUCUUCCUCAAGUUCACCCAAACAUCCACACCUGCCUUGUCCUACACCAAAUGCCAUUAGUAGUGAAUGGCAAACUGUAUCAUUCCAAGCCAGACGUAAGAAUACUAGCCCAUUAAGAGGUAAAAAAACCUCUCCAACAAGCCCUACUCACACCAUACAACACCUUGUUCCUACCAGCACAGACGAGCCAACAGGAUCGCACCAUCUCCGCUACAUGGACAACACAGGUACGUCUUCUAAUUCCCCACUCCCAUCCCCGAUUCCCCCCUCUAAAAAAAUUGACAAAUCGGCCCCUGGGAAGUUUUUUACUAAGGAAUUGCUACAAUUACUUAAUGAAAAUACGGAGGAAACCACACCCAAUUCUUCAUCGGACCCUUCCCCUUCGGACCCUGGCCCAACACAAUCUCUCUCUAAGCCCAGUAAUACCAGCACCGCACUCUCUACCCAUGCAAUUGGCCUGGCCCAAUUUUCCACCACUACACCGACUACACAACUUAUCCACCAAUCAGACGCACCUUCCUCCACGUCUACUCCAUUAAUUGCCUCCCAAUCCCACGUGGCUUCGCCUUUACACGUAGCUGCCACCUCAACCUCUCAGCAUUCCCAAACCCCAAUUACGUCUGCCAUGCUCAUUACAGACCCCCAUCAUGAUGGCCCUAGGAAACCUACCACCCCAAGCCCAAACCAAUUACGACCCACUUCUUCGUUAGCCCAGACACCCCCUCUCGAACCCAAUAACCCACCCAUGCAAGAAUCAUCAUUUCACCUUUCAAAUCCACCGUUCCAUCUGGCCACUCCCAUAAAUUCCUUCACUGAAGAAAAUCCAUUAAUACCCCCUACUACUUCUAAUACCACUAUCUUAUGCAACGACCCCAACUUAACUAAUGUUAUAAUUAAUCAACAUGAACCUAAUGGGACUAAACCAUCAACACAGAAGAACCCGAGCUCACUCAUCCUCACCACUUCACAGACAUCCCCUCACCAUGAAUCCACCAAGCAACAACUGGAACCAACCCACCCCACAUCUACCACCACUAUUCAUCACACAAUACCCUCCCAUGCAAGCUUACCCAAACUCCUGGCUCGAGAUGAGCCUACAAGACCAUGCAUUGACCUUCAUGAUGGAAGUCGAAGGUCAGGAGGUGAUACUAGUGCUACAGAAUCCGGCAGACAUUGCCCAAAUAGUUACAGAGGGCAUGAGGAUGGGAGUGGAGUUGUACAACCAAUAUCUAUGGGCGAUGCACCCUCCCUCCUCCAUGCAACACGUUCAAACUCACACCCCGUUGCCCCCGAUGUACCACAAUCAAACUGCCUCAAUGGAGCUUCCAUUCUACCCCACUCAACUGCCAGCAAACUCAUUAGUGCCAUGGAUACAACCCAGGGCAUCACUAUACAUCCCCUCACCCUAUAA
Messenger RNA from Nicotiana attenuata, 1617 nucleotides. Its product is annotated as mucin-5AC-like. Lineage: Eukaryota; Viridiplantae; Streptophyta; Magnoliopsida; Solanales; Solanaceae. The transcript has a single exon. Bases 1 to 1617 code for a protein of 538 amino acids. The record is from RefSeq and is a predicted model, not a curated record.